This is a messenger RNA of Sesamum indicum (sesame), 855 nucleotides long. RefSeq lists its product as uncharacterized. Lineage: Eukaryota; Viridiplantae; Streptophyta; Magnoliopsida; Lamiales; Pedaliaceae. The record is from RefSeq and is a predicted model, not a curated record.
AUGGAUCAAGAACCACUUUUAGGACAAGCCCUUCACACCAAAGACAUGCAGAGUGCUGCAGAUGAAGCAGAUGAAACACUCUCUUUGUGUGAUCUCCCAUUGUAUAGUGAUCAGAGUGUCGAGGAGUGGGAAGGGGAUUUUUCUAGUGAAUCUCAAGGGUCGAGUUCCAUUUCGUCCUCGGAAGACGAUUAUUUUGAGUUUAUUAGCCAAGAAUUGAGUCCUUCCUCCACCGGUUACCCACCGGAGCACAUAGUCUUCUGUGGGAAGCUCAUACCUUACCAACAACCAGUGGAUAGCUCUGUCGGAGACUCUUCAAAGUCGGUUGAGAGCAAAAAGCAAACGGACAUCAAGAAAAAGCGUGGUUGGAGCAUAUUUAGAUGGAAAUUCAGUUUGAGCAGGAGUUCCAAGAGGCAAGUUCAGUCUAAGAGUGGUAAGAAAAGUACAAUCCUCAUGCAGAAGAGAGACAAUCGUGGUUCUGCCUCGUUGAAAGAAUCGCCUAAGCAAAUGUACAACUGUAAGAAGCACGGAAAAGGGUGUGAUUUUCCGGUUCAUAAAAUGCCCAUAUUGGCAUCCUCAUCAUCAGGGAAAGCUAAAUGGUACUUGUUCUUGUUUGGGAUUUCAAGAUUUUCAACUGAAGUGGAACUGAGGGAUAUCAAGAGCAGACUGAGCCGCCGGCAAAGCCCACCACCACAGCAGCCGCCAGCAUUAAGUUUUCAAGACCACAAUGAGACGGUUAGUGGAGGGAGAAACAGCAGCUCAGGACUGUGGGGCUUGAUCAAGGUACUGAGUUGUGGCAGAAACCACCACCCAAACACCAUGGUCAUGUCGUCGAUUGGCUGCAACCGACUAGAGUGA